GUUAAUGCACCCAAAAUAGAAAUAGAGCAUAACCUCCAGUUUGAAACACAAAAGGCUGUCUUCACCAUCAUAUGACACUGACCAAUAAAAAGGCUUUGAUUUAUUUUUUUUUGCAUAUCUUCCUUUUUUUGCAACUGGUGGCUCUUCGGAGCAGAGACUCCUUCUCCUUUCCUCCGCUGUUUUCCCAGCACAGAGGCAUGUGAGCCUGAGAGAGACUCGCCUGGCGCCUUCUUUGUGAUCUUUUCAUCAACCGGUUGAAAAACCUGUCGAAAGGAACAGGCGCGACUAGCUUAUGAAUUAACUUAAGUGGGUUUACUCUGAGCAAAAUUUACGUGGAUGCAGCCCCCCCUCUGUUUUCCUUAGUCCUCCUUUGCAGCCAGCUGAGGACCUUUCCAAAGUCAGAUGGGGAACAUUGGCGACUUGCCCAAAGACAUCUUGAUGGAUGUGCUCUGCCUUGUCCCUGCCCGGGAAAUCAUCUGCAGCUGCCGGCUAGUUUGCCUCCUGUGGCGCAAUCUGGUGGACCUUCCCUCUCGGAAACGCAAGUGCCAGCAGGAAGGAUACCAUCCCCAAGCGGCGGACAAGAGCAUCCAGGACUGGAGGAUCUUCUACUUUCUCUGCAGACUGAAGAAGAACUUAAUCAAGAACACUUGUGCGGAAGAGGGUUUUGAGUCCUGGAAAAUCGAGUCAAAUCGAGGGAACCGUUGGAAAGUCGAGGAUCUUCCUGGAGAACAUGGGAGGGAAUUUCCUGAUCCACAUGUCCAGAAAUACUUUGUUACAUCUUAUGGGUCCUGCCUCAAAAACCAGCUGGUUACCUUAAAGGAUCAUGGCUACUGGGAUCAGCUGAUGGAUGAGGUCAAGCCGGAUAUUGUAGUCAAGGACCGGUAUGCUGCCCGACACGACUGCGGGUGCCGCUACCAUCUGUGCAUGAAGCUUCUCUCUGCAGACGACAUUAUUCUCCAGGAAUUUCUCCCAGAAGAUGUGGUCAUUGAGCAGUGCAGUGAUGCAGAAUGGCAUGAGGUUUCGUACACUUUUCACAACUACCCUCCUGGGGUCCGCCACAUCCUCUUUCACCACGGAGGCCGUGACACUCAGGGCUGGUAUGGCUGGUACGGCGUCCGAGUCACCAACAGCAGCAUCACCGUUGGUCCAGAGGUAGCAGGGUGAAAGGAAGACCGUGGCCCUGAUAGGCUUGGCUAACUUUAU
This is a messenger RNA of Rhineura floridana, 1203 nucleotides long. Its product is annotated as F-box only protein 6-like. Gene Ontology annotation, biological process: glycoprotein catabolic process; SCF-dependent proteasomal ubiquitin-dependent protein catabolic process. Gene Ontology annotation, molecular function: ubiquitin protein ligase activity; protein binding. Gene Ontology annotation, cellular component: SCF ubiquitin ligase complex; cytoplasm. The record is from RefSeq and is a predicted model, not a curated record. Lineage: Eukaryota; Metazoa; Chordata; Lepidosauria; Squamata; Rhineuridae.